Macadamia integrifolia is the source of this 2204-nucleotide messenger RNA. RefSeq names its product malonyl-CoA decarboxylase, mitochondrial. Gene Ontology annotation, molecular function: malonyl-CoA decarboxylase activity. Bases 112 to 1818 code for a protein of 568 amino acids. Gene Ontology annotation, biological process: acetyl-CoA biosynthetic process; positive regulation of fatty acid oxidation; malonyl-CoA catabolic process. Gene Ontology annotation, cellular component: mitochondrial matrix; peroxisomal matrix. The transcript has 15 exons. The record is from RefSeq and is a predicted model, not a curated record. Lineage: Eukaryota; Viridiplantae; Streptophyta; Magnoliopsida; Proteales; Proteaceae.
CAGCUUUCACAAUGUUUGUCAAUUUUACAUACACAGACAUCUUAACGCCUUAACCGCUUGGUAGUUUGUUCCAGAAGCAUUACAAUCUUCACACGGAGAGUGUAAAAGAGGAUGAACAGAAAAGGAUUGGCGAUUUUGAUGAGAGCAAAGAUGAAACCUGCCGACCCAAGCAAGUUUUCCAUCCCUGCUAACGAAGCUGGUCGGAUUCUAGCAGAGUCGAGAAUUGAGAAUGACCAAUCCGAUGAACAUCAAACGCGAGGAGCUCGAGAGGAGCUUGAAAGAACAUCGAUUCAGACUGAGAGAGAAUUGAAGCUGGUACAGGAAUCUAUGCACUCGGCCAUUUCUAUGAACAAAACGGAAGUCUUAGAUGGGAUUAUGAGCGAUUUCUCUGAGGGUUACUUUAGUCUCUCGCAUGAUAACCGCCGGAAACUGCUUCUUGUACUCGCCAGAGAUUAUGAUGUCAGUAGGACUCAAGUUCGUGAAUUGAUACGGAAAUAUGUUGGUCUUGAGCUUCCAGAUGGUGACUUUCGUUCUGAUAAUUCAUUAUCUUCUUCUUCCGUGAAAGUGGGUUGUAAUGGAAAUUGUAUGGUUUCAGGUGACAAAGCUAAAUCAUCUGACAUUGACGAAGAGGGCUUGCUCUGUGCUCUGUAUAGAACUGAGAGAAAUCUGAGACACGCUCUCCAGCCAAUGUACGAAGUUCUCUUCGAACGGCUCAAUACCCACCCCGGAGGUUUGAAGUUCUUGACUAUUCUUCGGGCUGACCUUCUUGCAAUGCUUGCGAAAGAAAAUAAUGCCUCUUUGCGGGCACUGGAUUCCUAUUUAAAAGAGAAGCUGGUUACAUGGCUUAGUCCUGCUGCAUUAGAGCUUCACCGUAUUACAUGGGAUGAUCCAGCAUCUUUGCUGGAGAAGAUUGUGGCAUAUGAGGCUGUACAUCCAAUCAGUAAUCUUAUCGAUCUGAAAAGAAGGCUGGGUGUUGGUCGUCGUUGCUUUGGAUAUCUACAUCCUGCAAUACCUGGUGAACCCCUUGUUUUUAUUGAAGUUGCUCUUCUAAAGGAUGUGGCUCAGAAAGUACAGGACGUUUUGCAUAAUGAUCCUUCCACACCUGAAUUUGAAGCGAAGUGUGCAUUGUUUUACUCUAUAUCAUCAACACAGCCAGGCUUAUCGGGAAUCAACCUUGGAAAGUUUCUUAUUAAACGAGUUGUUGAACUGCUGAAAAGAGACAUGCCAUAUAUUUCAACAUUUGCAACACUUAGCCCUGUGCCAGGAUUUUUGCCAUGGCUCCUUUCCAAGUUGGCAUAUCAAUCAAAGCUUACUGAAGCAGGUACUGAAGAUGCAGCCCAUUCAUCAGCAGGGGGAUUGGUUUCUACUUUCAGGGAGAACAUACUUAAGCCAGAUGAAGAAAGAGUGCUGUUAGAAUUGGGGGGAUUUGGUGCUGGGAAAUAUGGCAUGGAAGUGAUGUUGAACCUGCUGACUUCUACAAAACAUGAGUGGGUAAGCUCUGAUACACUGUCGUCAGUAUUACAAGCCCCUCUCAUGCGAUUGUGUGCCAGGUACCUUUUUCAAGAGAAAAAGAGAGGUAAAGCUCUAGAUGCUGUUGCAAACUUCCACUUGCAGAAUGGAGCGAUGGUUGAGAGGCUGAAUUGGAUGGCAGAUCUAUCAGAAAAAGGCCUUCACCAAAGUGGAGGUAUCAUGGUAAACUAUGUCUAUAGGCUGGACAAAAUUGAGGAGAAUGCUCAGUCAUAUUUUAGCACAGGGCAUAUAGAGGCUUCUAGUAAAUUUCGUUGCCUUCUUGAGGAGCCUUCCCUGUCUUCAUUAUAGCCUUUAUUGUUGGCUCUACUUUGCAGCUGAAUGCGGAACAAGAAGAGCAUUAAGAACAACAGGUUAGAGGAUUACAGGAGAAGGAAGUUCUUGCUUGUUUUACAGCUCAAAUAAAUUCAUGAUUUUGUACGUAUACCUAGCUUAAAAAUAGAUCCACAAAAUGGCAAACCAGAGUAUCUGGUGAGAUAACUGACAUUUUCACCAUUCUUCUCUUGCUCAGCAUGCCCCUUUCUAUGUUCUUGGCUUCUGAAACCACCCUUAAUUCUUCGGGAAGUAGCAUUCCCUUUCAUAAGGUUGAAAAGAUAUUGCAAUCUUGUAUUUGUACCAUUUGUAUUGUUCCAAAAUAAGGUUCCCCUCGUGCUUGCCUAUUUGGCUUUUGUGUUGUA